AUGGGCGUUGAUGCGCUGAAGCUGAGACUGAUACCCAGCUCAUUCCGUCGGCGCGUGAUCCUACGCGCACUCGUGAUCGUCUGCGCUUUCUCCGUCGUAUCCGUCAUCCGUAACCUCGGCGGAGCUUACGACGGAGAGGAGGAUGAUCACCACCACCCGCAUAAGGUCGACGAGUGCGCCGUGAAUUUCGCGUUUCUCGGUCCGUUCCUCUUCUCAGGCAACGGAUUGUUCUCCAACAGAUUCCUGAAACCAAUUUUGAACCAUCUCGAAUCAGAGAAAUGCAAAGAGAACAUCGAUUUAACCGCUAGAGUCAUCAGAGAGCUCACGGAUAUGAAUCUCCUGAGUCAAAACGCGAAAGCUCUCUGCAUCGGCCGGAGAUCGGUCUCAGCCGUUCUUGCUUUGAACUCGCAAGGAAUCUCCGACGCCACCGUCGCUGCUUACUCGCCGCCAACGGUUUUCGCUUUCAAGCACAGGAAGUUCACUAGCGAGCUACAGUACAAAGACGCUUCCUUCGGCUUCGUCUUCUCUACCGAUCUAGAAACAGUCUCUGUUCCCGCUUCGCUCGUUUACGAAAUCGAACGUAUACUAAUCCCCGGCGGCACCGGAGCUAUGCUGAUUCGGUCUGACUCAACCGGUUUGGUCAGAUCGGUUUCGCCGGUUUCUUCUCUGCUCAAGAACUCGAGCGUUGUUCAUGUUGCUUCCUUUGGUGAAGAACAGGUUUUGGUUGUGUUUAGGAGAAACGGAGAAGAAGAAGAUAGCUUUCAAUUGGAUCUUCCUGGUGAUUGCUCAUCCGUCGUCAACAACCGACCGUACAUUGGACUGUUAGAGCCAAUUCUCGAGGAGAAACGUUCGGAUUUCGAGAGACGGAUUCACUACUUGCCUGAGUUCGUCGAUCUUUCGUCUAGGAAGAGGCUGGUUUACAUCGACAUCGGAGCAGCGGAUCAUGUGAAGGCGAGAUCGGAUUGGUUCUUCCCUUCGUAUCCGAUCGAGAGGAAAGCUUUCAACAGCUACUUCGUGCAUCACAACACGUCGAUCUUGACUUCUUAUGUGAAAAGCCCUGGCGUGACGUUCAUCUACCAUCCGGGGCUCGCAGCGAGUAAAGGAGUGAUGAUGGGUGGUGAUGAAGAUCAAGAAGAGUCGUUUGUGGAAGAUGAUAGCUUUGAUUUUCUUGAAUGGUUCAAGGAGACAGCGAGCUUCGCUGACUUCGUUGUGCUGAAGAUGAACACGAGCGAGUCCGAGAUGAGGUUUCUCUCGGAGCUGAUGAAGACCGGAGCGAUCUGUUCAGUUGAUGAGCUGUUUCUUCAUUGCACUGGGUAUAGAGACUGCGACGGUACGUUUAAGAGCCUCAGAGAGAGUGGCGUCUUUGUUCAUCAGUGGUGGGAAGACUAG
Molecule: messenger RNA, 1389 nt
Organism: Microthlaspi erraticum
Lineage: Eukaryota; Viridiplantae; Streptophyta; Magnoliopsida; Brassicales; Brassicaceae
Source: the annotation of a GenBank genome assembly